Messenger RNA from Onychostoma macrolepis, 3826 nucleotides. It is a transcript of the gene slc16a5a, whose product is annotated as solute carrier family 16 member 5a. The transcript is spliced from 5 exons. Lineage: Eukaryota; Metazoa; Chordata; Actinopteri; Cypriniformes; Cyprinidae. The record is from RefSeq and is a predicted model, not a curated record. Gene Ontology annotation, molecular function: monocarboxylic acid transmembrane transporter activity. Gene Ontology annotation, biological process: transmembrane transport; monocarboxylic acid transport. Bases 811 to 2346 code for a protein of 511 amino acids.
CAGGUUUGGUCAGACUUUGGGGGAAAUUUUUCUUUAAACAUCUUGACUCUAAAGCUAAAGCACCGCGUGUUUUUUCACUUGUAAAUGGUUAGUAGGCCUAUUGGAAAUAUAAUGGACUGGAGUGUGUUUGGGGUAAGAAUAAGAUGUUUGUUUGUAUUUAGAAUCUGCGUCACGGGAUCAGUAGGAUGUACUUAACUCUAAUGUAGUAAUGUUGGGAGUAAGUUUGGUUUUAAUACUCCUAAUACUUGCUGUAGUUAUGGAUUUAAAACGCACUUUAAUAAAGUCUGUGGGUUAUAGCGCUUAACUACGCAAGCAUACAGGAACCCGCCCUUCAGCGCGACACAAGGCGGAUGAGACUGAGCUGCUCUGUGGGGUAAAGGCGAGAGGAAAUGCCAUGCCAUCGCCCUGGUUCUCAGAUUUCUCUGCACGUAGACUGCUUUUAAAGGAGCCGUUACCACGUCCAUCUAGCUCUCCAUUUGGGUUAUGUGGUUAUAGUACGAUAUGUAAGAGAACAUGCUGUUACAUUAUCUUUUGCUUAAUCGUUUGGAUCCUGAAACUGCUCCCUCCCGGAGUGUCUCCUCCUACCGCUGAUAUGACAUCCUCCGCAGCCUCCGCAGCACAGAGACACGGCGCUCGCGUGGAUGCCUGAAAAUGCCCUGAAAAGGGGUAUAGCAAGCACACUUUAUUUGGAGGAUAUAGAAUAUGCAAGAAUGUGUUGCCCUGCUCUUCUGCCGCUGAUGGCCCAAAGCUCCCCGGAUCAAGUGGAAAAACCCAGGCACCAGUGACUUGGUUACCAUCAGACUGGAAAAUAUGGCACCUCAGCAACCUUCCAGCAUGGAGGAGCAGUCAGGGGAGCUAUGUGAGCCUGAAUCUGAGGAGGGAGAAAAACAAGGACCAGGACCCCCUUCUGAUCAAGCUCAUCCAGUUACCGAUGCUCCAGAUGGAGGCUGGGGAUGGGUGGUCCUGGUGGCAACCAUCCUUGUCUUAGCUCUGACGCUGGCCUUCCCCUCCUGCAUUGGCAUCUUCUACUUAGAUCUCCAGGAAGAAUUUCAAGCCAGUAACAGUGAGACGUCUUGGGUGCCAUCGAUAAUGACGUCAGUUUUGCACGCCGGAGGUCCUCUGUGUAGUGUGCUGGUGGAGCGCUUUGGUUGCCGGGCGACAGUGAUGUUUGGGGGAGUGCUGAGUGGUUUUGGGAUGGCGGUCAGCUCUUUCUCACGUUCCACCGUUGAUUUGUAUAUCACCACUGGGGUCAUCACAGGUCUGGGUUUCUGUUUCAGCUUCCAGCCCGCGGUCACAAUACUUGGCCACUACUUUGUGCGCCGUCGUCCUUUUGCCAAUGCCAUGUCCUCCACUGGUACUGCUCUGGGUCUGUCUACAUUACCUUUUUUAGGUGACUAUCUGCAGAAUACGCUGGGCUGGAGAGGGAGCUUUCUGGUACUCGGUGCCGUGCUGCUCAACUGCUCUGUUUGCGGAGCCGUUAUGAGACCCGUCAGGCCUCGCAAGCCCAGAAAGUCAGAGGUGAUGAGCAACGGUCCCAGACCCGCAGGCAAAAAGGGAUGUGUGCUGGGGAUCUCUCAAGGUUUAGCAUCAUCCCUCAGAAAACACAUGGCCUUUGACCUCUUCUGUAGUAACCUGCGAUUUCGAGUGUUUUCACUGGGGAUCACUUGGAUGAUGCUGGGGUUUGUGGUGCCGCUUAUUUACCUCGUCCCGUACGCAACAGCUCACAAAAUGGAUCCAAGCCGAGCCGCCCUGCUGCUCUCCAUCCUGGGCUUUGUCAACAUCCUUGUGCGUCCUCCUGUCGGAGUGCUCUUCAGCCUAUCCUGGUUUAAAGGUCGACACAUCUACGUUUUCUCAGCGGCACUCCUCGUAAAUGGACUCAGUAAUAGUAUCUGCUGCAUUUCCGCCAGUUUCCCAGUGCUGUUAAUGUAUGUGCUGACCUACGGACUGUCCAUGAGCGUGGUAGGCUCACUGAUGUUCACCGUCCUGAUGGACACGGUGGAGAUGAAUCGAUUCCCAUCUGCGCUCGGCCUGUUGUCUAUCAUGGAAAGUGUUACGCUGCUAAUUGGACCUCCUCUCGCAGGAAUCCUUGUGGACCGGACUGACCAGUACACAUAUGUGUUUGUGGCCUGCAGCAUCUCGGUGGCCUUAUCAGCUCUGUUCCUUAUGGUUUCCUUUUACUGGCUGGACUCCCGUGAUGCAGCCCAGAAGAACAGUUCACCAGCGUCUGGGUCUGCAGCUAAGCCUGCUGUCAAUUUGGCCAUGGACUGCCAGUACAGCAGUGUGCCUACAGAUGUGGACAAGACAAAUAACCCAUCAUCAGAGGCAGAAACAGUCACAAAUGUAUGACCUGGAUCAGUGUUCUUUGUAAUCGUUAUUCGUAUCAGGUACAAAAAUAUGUUUCUUUGCCAUUUAUUAGUAGCACAGAAUGCGCUGUUUAUAACCGUUUUAUUUCAGCAUCAAACCCUGGUUGUUUUGUACAGUAUGUUGUUAUAUGACACUGGCUUUUGUAAACAUCCUGUCUCGCAUCACUGGUUUGCCUUAUACAGUAUAUUAGUGCCAUGGCACAACAAUGACAUCCGUUAAUGCAGUCCUUUGAAUUCAAGUAAAUAUUAUAUACGCUUCUUCAUUCAAUGCUGAAGUUGUUUGCCCAGGAAAUUAAGCUAUUUCAAGUCAGGAAAUGUUGAGCAUUGUGACAGAUUUUUUUUCAUCUCAUGCUUAUGCUAUUCAAUUUCCUCAUUUUUUUUGCCAGUUACACUACUCUUCAACAGUUUGAGGUUGAUAACAUUUUUGAAAGAAGCCUGUUAUGCUCACAAGUCUGCUUUUAUAUGUUUAAAAAUACAGUAAAAUCAGUAAUAUUGUGAAAUAUUAUUACAAUUUUAAAUAACACUUUUCUAUUUUCAUAUAUUUUAAAAUGUAGAUUAUUACUGUGAUGGUAAAGCUGGAUUUUUAACAGCCAUUACUCUGGUAUUCAGUGUCAUAUGAUCCUUCAGAAACCAUCUGGUGCUCAAGAAACAUUUAUUAUUAUUAUAAAUGUUAAAAACAGUCAAGUUGCUUACUUCUUUUGAUUUUUUUGUAAAUUCAAAAGAACAGCACUUACUUGAAAUAGACAUUUUCAGACUUUUAAUUGAAUGUCUCCUUGCUGAAUAAAAGUAUUAAUUUCUUUUAAAAAAUCUUGCUGACCUCAAAUGUUUGAACAGUAGUAUAUAUCACACUGUGUUGUUUUAUACACUUUUUGUGUCAUAAGACCAUGCACUGAAAGACCUGACCCUUAAGGAAGAUUGUUGGUCUGUUGCCUCCACACAUCCGGUUCCCAAAGGGUAGGAAAGGUACUGUAUAAUAAAUCAGUAGAACAUUGUUUUGCUAUUAUUGCACAUAAGCUCAUAAGGUUUUCUCAGUACAAGUUACAGACAUUCUUUAACCAAGAUUUAAAACUCAGACUUCAUGUUUUCUGGCUCUCAGCAAGUGCUUGAGUAUGACAAUACUUAAAUAUUUGUUUGUUUGUUAGUUUCAUGAGAUAGUACUGAAUAAGAUUGUGUUUGAACCAAGGGUGCAAAGGGCCUAUUUUUACUGAGUGUCAUGAAUUACGAGUGUCACGUUUCACUUCAUGCUGAUUUAUAUGUAAACUCAUGUAAACUGUUGUUGGUUGUCUUAGUUGCUCUGUUGUUUUGUUACUUUGCCAAAGCAAAUGACCAACUUAUAUAAGCAGAAAGGCCUACAAGCCCCCUGAGAGACUAUCAUUUAUAUCAUAGUGUAUAAUACAAAGUAUUUACUACAAUAAAAAAGUUUAUUUCUGUACUCAAUUUAAAUUUAAUAAUAAAGAUUAGCA